Molecule: messenger RNA, 5664 nt
Organism: Pleuronectes platessa (European plaice)
Lineage: Eukaryota; Metazoa; Chordata; Actinopteri; Pleuronectiformes; Pleuronectidae
Gene: sall3a
Product: spalt-like transcription factor 3a
Biological process (GO): regulation of transcription by RNA polymerase II
Cellular component (GO): nucleus
Molecular function (GO): DNA-binding transcription factor activity, RNA polymerase II-specific; RNA polymerase II cis-regulatory region sequence-specific DNA binding
Source: RefSeq, a predicted model, not a curated record
AUGAGAGACAUCCGGGAGCGCAAACGCAGCAGCAUCAGGAGCAUCGCCAGCACCGACGCCAGCAGCAGCAGCAGCAGCAGCAGCAGCAGCAUGUCCCGACGCAAGCAAGCCAAGCCGCAGCACCUCAAGUCGGAAGAGGAGCCCGCGCUAGCAGGGGUGAUCUCCGAGCACGGCCCGGCCAGCCAGGUCCUGCCGCUUGGUGUCAACCACCUUAUUAUUGAUUGUGGUUAUGUUAAAAGAGCGAGGAAAAAAAAUCAAAGGUUAAAUCUGUGCAGCAGUGCAGUGCAAAAUAUGUGUGGAUUCCUUAUUGAUUAUUUAUUCAUUAAUUUUCCUUUUUGCUUCCCUCUCCCUCUUUUCCUAUCCACUCUCUUCAACCCCUCCCCUCCUGUAGCCCGAGGCGAUGUGCUGGAGGAUGCCGACAGCGGGAAUGAGAGCCGCAGCGGCAGUGAGGAGACCCAUGUGUGUGAGAAGUGUUGCGCUGAGUUCUUCAAGUGGUCAGACUUCUGUGAACAUUUAAAGAGCUGCACCAAGAACCCCCUGGUGCUCAUAGUGAAUGACAAUGAGGACACACCAAUCCUCUCCCAGGAGUACCCUACAGAGCCCUCCCCUGUACCCAGCUGCCCUAGUGAGCAGGCUGACAGCGAGGACCCCAGGGAGGGCAACCACAGUUCUGCUGGUGAGGGGGAUGAUGUCCCAGAGACAGCAACCUUAAAUGGGGUUAAUGUCCUAGAAAAGGAGGAUGAGCAGAUGGAGCUGGAGCUGGAGCUUUCUCCUGAAAAAAUGAUGGAUACUGAAGAGAGAGAUUUGACAUCCCCUGAGCCAGAUGCCACCCUACCUCAGCUCAACGAUGUCGUCCCCUCCACUGUUACAAACUAUGCCAUGCCAAGCACCAAUGUUACCUUGGAGACUCUUCAUGGCACCCGGGUCGCAGUGGCCCAAUUUUCACAGAGUGUAAGGGCAGCAGCAGGCAGUGGGGUCUCCACCAUGGCUAUCCCCAUGAUCCUGGACCAGCUGAUGGCCCUCCAACAGCAGCAGAUACACCAGCUGCAGCUGAUAGAGCAAAUACGGAGUCAGGUGGCUCUGAUGAACAGACAGUCUGCCUCACAGCCCGCUCUCAAUCACCAUCACAGCAAUGCUGCUGGAAACCAGGGGCCUUUGUCCUCCUGUGUCCCCCCUGUCGCCAGUCAACUUCAACUACACAACUUCAUCACCCCUCCUGUCCAUCAGAUGCCUGUUAGGUUGCCAGCCACUCUCAAUGGCCAAGGGUCUUCCCCCUUGACCUCAGCAAUAGAUGGGCCUCUCUCUCAGACACCACAUAGUGGCAGUCAGCAGUCUAACUCUUCAAUCCCUAACACAUCCUCAAAUAAUUCAGCAUAUCCCCAGCCCAGUGGCACUGGUUUGUCAUCUCUAAUUUCCUCCUGCUCAUCCUCCAUCGCAAGCAACAUUAUUAGCACUAGCAGUAGUCUAACAGGAGGUGGUGGCAUUAGCAGCAGCUCAGCUCUUUCCAGGAACUCCACCAGCCCUCUCUCACUCAGCCACAGUAGCCUCAUGAGCUCGGCCUCCAAUCUACCACUGAUGCCUCACAGCUCAUCCAGCAGUGUUAUCUUCCCCAACCCCCUGGCCAGCAUAGCAGCCACAGCCAAUGCGCUUGACCCCCUCUCUGCUCUGAUGAAGCACCGCAAGGGGAAGCCUCCAAAUGUGUCUGUGUUUGACACUAAGCCCAGCUCCGAGGACCCCUUCUUCAAGCAUAAGUGUCGGUUCUGCGCCAAGGUGUUUGGCAGUGACAGCGCCCUACAGAUCCACCUGCGUUCCCACACUGGAGAGAGGCCCUUCAAGUGCAACAUAUGUGGCAACCGUUUCUCCACCAAGGGGAAUCUGAAAGUCCACUUCCAGAGGCACAAAGAGAAAUACCCACAUAUUCAGAUGAACCCCUACCCUGUGCCAGAGUAUCUGGACAAUGUACCCACAAGCUCAGGCAUCCCGUAUGGCAUGUCUUUGCCCCCAGAAAAACCUGUAACCACAUGGCUAGACAGCAAACCUGUCCUCUCUACUUGUCCCACCUCAGUCGGACUCCAGUUGCCUCCCACACUGCCGAGUAUGAUGGGAGGUUUUAGUGAAUCCCUGAGCCUCACUCCACUCAACAGGUCUCCUCAGAGGCCGUCUCCACCCUCAAGCGAGUGUGCAUCUUUGUCCCCUAAUAUCAUCACUGACUCUGGCAUGAUCACUACUUCACCCUCCCCAAAACCCAGCAUAGGGAGUGAUGCACCCCUUCUCUUGAAACCUGAAGGUGUUCUCUUGCCCCCAAGCUGCUCCUCUUGGCCAGGAGAGAACACCACCACCACGACUUCAGUAACUCAAGUGGUUCUUUCUGCUACUGUCACUUCCACAACUUCAUCCAACAGUGGCCAGAUCACUGAACCAAUCAAUAGCCUAAACUCAGUCUCAAACUCUGUCUGCCACCCUGUCCUUCCCAUGCUUUCAGACCAAUUUAAGGCCAAGUUUCCUUUUGGCGGACUCCUAGACUCUAUGCAAACCUCCGAGACAUCGAAGUUACAGCAGCUUGUUGAAAAUAUUGACAAGAAGAUGACUGACCCAAAUCAGUGUGUCAUCUGUCAUCGUGUUUUGAGUUGCCAGAGUGCACUCAAGAUGCACUACCGUAUCCACACUGGUGAGAGGCCUUUCAAAUGCAAGAUUUGUGGGCGUGCAUUCACGACCAAAGGAAAUCUCAAAACACACUUUGGUGUCCAUAGGUCCAAACCCCCACUUCGGGUUCAGCACUCCUGCCCAAUAUGUCAGAAAAAGUUCACCAAUGCUGUCGUGCUGCAGCAGCACAUCCGUAUGCACAUGGGAGGACAAAUCUCCAACACCCCGCUUCCUGAAAGCCUCCAGGAUAUGGAGACAGACCUCUCCUUUGACGAGAAGAGCUUAGAUGCGAUGAGUAGUUAUGACGAUGAUCUUCUGGAUGAAAUGGAGCAGGCCAUGGAGGACGAAGUUGACUUGAGAGAGGGAGAAAUGGACCCAUCAAAACCGUAUUCACCUGGGAUUUCCCCACCACCUUCCAUCAUCUCCAGCAUUGCUGCAAUGGAGAACCAGAUGAAGAUGAUCGACUCCACUGCCAAUAUGAGCCGUUCGUUCGGUCUAAGGCCUACGCAGAAUGGCAGCAGCUUUGGAGGAGAGACUGAUUGUUUUACUACUGAUUCCCUGUCUGCAUUGGGAGAUGCUGAAGGUCAAAGCUUGGGGAGCCCUGCUUUGUCAGAGUCCUCUGGCUCAAUGCAGCAUUUGUCCCCAGCUCACAGCCACUUUGAGAGCCAGCGAUCCAAGUCCCCAACUACACUCAACAAUAAUAACAACAGCAGUGCCAUGACAGCAGAGGGGGGCCAGGAGAACAAUACAGCAGGCUUGGCAAAAGUGAAGUCAGAAAAACCAGAGACCCCCUCUCCUCUUUCUGCUACUGAAGGCACCGGGGCCCUUGACCUGACUGCCACUCAACAUGGCAGGCACUUUAUCAAGGAGGAGAGCCACUUCAACAUGCUGUUUCUAAAUAGGGAUCGAGGCCUGAGCACUGCAUCAAACAUGGUCAAAAUGGAAAUGAACGGACACGGGAAGUCAGUGUCACUGAGUGACAACUCUCACCUACCCAUGAGCAUCCAGGUUCCAGCUGCAGCACCACAGACCACCAUGAGCCCCAGCAUCAACCCCAUGUUGGCUCCGCCGCCUCCACGACGCACUCCUAAGCAGCACAACUGUCACUCGUGUGGGAAGAAUUUUUCUUCGGCCAGUGCUCUGCAGAUCCAUGAGCGCACACACACAGGGGAGAAACCUUUCGCCUGCUCCAUUUGUGGAAGGGCAUUCACCACAAAGGGCAACCUGAAGGUUCACAUGGGAACACACAUGUGGAACAACGCUCCGGCUCGAAGGGGUCGGCGGCUGUCUGUAGAGAAUCCCAUGGCCCUGCUGGGCGGGGAUGCCAUGAAGUUCAGCGAGAUGUUCCAGAAGGAUCUGGCGGCCCGGGCCAUGAAUGUCGACCCGGGUUUUUGGAACCAGUACGCAGCCGCCAUCACCAAUGGGCUGGCCAUGAAAAACAAUGAGAUCUCUGUGAUCCAAAAUGGGAGCAUCAACCAGCUGCCCGUGAGCCUCGGUGGUACGGGCAUCACCUCCUUGGGAGCCAUGCCUGGAGGAAUGGACCGUGUUCACACGGGGGGCAGCCCUUCAAUGAUAGGAAUGGAGAAGGCUGGUCUGGAAGUUGGGGCUAGCCGCCCCUUUUCAAGAUUUAUGGAGGAGAACAAAGAAAUCGGGAUCAAUUAAAAACCUGUAUUAUUCCCAGGUAGGCCUUUGGCAAAGACGAAGAGUCUGACGGCAAGGAAAGAAACUGCUGAUCCAGUCUUAACUCGUGUGUUAUAUUGUGUACAGAUUAAAUAUUUUUUGUUUGGUUUUGGAAAUACAGUAUUUAGUAUUGAUUAGAGGUCUUUGCCUUUCACUCAUUGCGUCCUCACUUGAUAUUUCGCCUAUACGAAGAAUACUUUGUUUCUCGUUUGAGAAUAUGUCGUCUUGCAAGAUUUGCAUGGUACUUAUUGGUUUUUAUUAGUAUGUUUGACUGCUUUUAUGAAUUUCUUUGAAAACCAGGAUCCUGCCUCAUUAACAAUGAGCAAGCAUCUGAUAUGGACAGGACUAAAAGUGAAAAGAACAUGGGUUUGUUUAAAGACAGUCUUGCCUUUGCCUGGGACCCUUGUCAUGGAUAGACUGAAGAAAAGACUCAAGUAUAGUGUUUCUGUGCUCGCCUGAUGUUUUUUUUCUCAUGAACUAGAAAACUUGAAAAAAAUAAUGUUUGAACUAUUUCAAUCUUUACAUUUAGUCCCCCAGCAUUGUCUUAUAAUAUUGUCCUGUGUCUUUAGUAUUUAUGAUAUCGACAAAAAAGCGGGUAUACAAAAAUAUAUUUAAUGGCCCAAGCAUUUUAUUGAUCCAUUUCUUUUCUAAACUGCAGGCUUCACUGGUGAAUAUCUCUUUCAAUAAAGACAAUAUGUCGUCUUGAGUUGAUCAACAGAGAAACAUAGUAGGUUUUAUUUGGAUAUCAGUUGAGACUAUCUGUAUCUGGUUACAUGGUAAAGAGGCUAGAGAUAUCCGAAGCUGCUAUGAACACAACCCUGCUUUUAACCUUUGUAAAAAGAAAAAAUAAGUGAUCCUUUUGAAGAAAUAUCUAUGUAUAGAAAUACAGACAAAUCUAAAACAGGUAUGCAUAUUUUGUAUCACAUAAAAAUAGACAUCAUGAGUUGAGAAUAUUUGUCAUGUUUGUGAAUGCACUUUUUAAAAACAAGACGUUUUGUCUGUGAUUUACCGUUAACCUUUUGACUGAGCUAUCUAUCACGUGCUGUUUUCAUUGUUUUCAGCGUACCACUCCUACAAUUUGCAGAGUCGUUUCUCUGUUAUUGCAUUUGUGCGACUCGUCAGAGUGCAGAGUCAUCACUCAAUCAAAACCUUCUUAAAUAAAAAAAGAGAACAGGUGUGUGUUUGAAUUGCUUCCUUAUCAGCACCAUGUUAGUCUUUCUUUGUCACCCUUUUAUUUCCAUAAAUCAAAAUUGAAAUACCAGAUUAAUACGUGAUAAUUUUCUUAAUUACCAUUCAUAUUUUAUUUAAACCUCUUCUAAUCUCCUUUUCUAAUGUAUUUAU